Peromyscus maniculatus bairdii (prairie deer mouse) is the source of this 1960-nucleotide messenger RNA. NCBI's taxonomy places the organism in Eukaryota, Metazoa, Chordata, Mammalia, Rodentia, Cricetidae. The record is from RefSeq and is a predicted model, not a curated record.
GGGCGCGGCCCGGCCUCGCUCGCUCGGGACGCGCGUGUGGGCACCUUGUGUCUGUGGCCUCUCCAGAAGGAGGCCCUGGCCACAGCCUCGGUAAAGUUGGGUCAGAAGUGUAUACAGUUGGCAAACUUAUUACCAGCUUCCUGUCUCAGCAGCUUGUGUUUGGUGGUCAGAUAACCAGUUGUACAUCCUCACAUCAAUGCACUGCCAAUGAACGAAGCUGCCACGACUCUGCUGAUCCAGCUACCGCCGCCUCUUUGUUCCUGAGGGAGAAGGUGACCAAACUGCCAGCCACGCUUCUCAGUUGCUUGCUGACACCGUCCAAGAGAGAGCAAGCCCCCACCCCCCCUUCUCUUCCGGUCACGUCUUUCCAGAGAAGACCGUGCCCAGUGGGCCAAGCUACUCCUUACAAUUGGCUAGCCAGCUGCUGUCAAUAAUUCCGGGUUAUAUCCUGUGUUGUGACCUCAUGGUUUAAGUGGGAAUAAAGAUGAGUAUAAGCAGUGAUGAGGUCAACUUCUUGGUAUAUAGGUACUUGCAAGAGUCAGGAUUUUCUCAUUCCGCGUUUACCUUUGGUAUUGAGAGCCAUAUAAGUCAGUCCAAUAUAAAUGGUGCCCUUGUCCCACCUGCUGCAUUGAUCUCUAUCAUCCAGAAAGGCCUACAGUAUGUAGAGGCAGAAGUUAGCAUAAAUGAGGAUGGCACCUUAUUUGAUGGCCGACCCAUCGAGUCUCUGUCCCUGAUAGAUGCUGUUAUGCCCGAUGUAGUCCAGACAAGACAGCAAGCCUACAGAGACAAGCUUGCACAGCAGCAUGCAGCCGCUGCUGCCGCUGCCGCUGCAGCCACUAACCAGCAAGGAUCUGCAAAAAAUGGAGAGAAUACAGCAAAUGGGGAGGAGAAUGGAGCACAUACCAUCACAAAUAAUCACACCGACAUGAUGGAAGUAGAUGGGGAUGUUGAAAUCCCUCCCAAUAAAGCAGUUGUGCUUCGGGGCCAUGAAUCUGAAGUUUUCAUCUGUGCCUGGAACCCUGUUAGUGAUCUCCUGGCAUCAGGGUCUGGAGACUCCACAGCGAGAAUAUGGAAUCUGAGUGAGAACAGCACAAGUGGUCCCACGCAGCUGGUGCUCAGACACUGCAUACGGGAAGGAGGACAGGAUGUUCCCAGCAACAAGGAUGUCACCUCUCUAGAUUGGAAUAGUGAAGGUACACUUCUAGCAACUGGGUCAUAUGAUGGAUUUGCCAGAAUAUGGACUAAAGACGGUAAUCUUGCCAGCACCUUGGGGCAGCAUAAAGGCCCUAUAUUUGCAUUAAAAUGGAAUAAGAAAGGAAAUUUCAUCCUAAGUGCUGGCGUAGAUAAGACUACCAUUAUUUGGGAUGCACACACUGGUGAAGCUAAGCAGCAGUUUCCUUUCCAUUCAGCCCCAGCACUGGAUGUUGACUGGCAGAGCAACAACACCUUUGCAUCUUGUAGUACAGAUAUGUGCAUUCAUGUCUGCAAAUUAGGACAAGACAGACCUAUCAAAACAUUCCAGGGACACACGAAUGAAGUAAAUGCUAUCAAAUGGGACCCAACUGGCAAUCUCCUGGCCUCGUGUUCCGAUGACAUGACCUUGAAGAUUUGGAGUAUGAAGCAAGAUAACUGUGUCCAUGAUUUGCAAGCACAUAAUAAAGAAAUUUAUACUAUUAAAUGGAGUCCAACAGGACCAGGGACAAAUAAUCCAAAUGCCAACCUUAUGCUAGCAAGUGCAUCCUUUGAUUCUACAGUUAGGUUAUGGGAUGUAGACCGAGGGAUUUGCAUCCAUACUUUGACAAAACACCAAGAGCCCGUGUACAGUGUGGCUUUCAGUCCUGAUGGCAGAUAUCUGGCAAGCGGUUCUUUUGACAAGUGUGUGCACAUCUGGAACACACAGGUAUGUCCCAGUAAUUUAAACAGUCAACUACACUUACUGAGUUAAAAGCAUUUACCUAUU